Molecule: messenger RNA, 1340 nt
Organism: Actinia tenebrosa (Australian red waratah sea anemone)
Lineage: Eukaryota; Metazoa; Cnidaria; Anthozoa; Actiniaria; Actiniidae
Product: serine/arginine-rich splicing factor 7
Molecular function (GO): RNA binding; zinc ion binding
Source: RefSeq, a predicted model, not a curated record
ACCUGGUUCUCUUGUCAGCCAUUUUGAAGCRACGUUGUUAAAGACGCUUAAAAAAACCUGCGAAAUGAGUCGAGUUUACAUCGGAAAUCUCGGUGAAAAYGCCUCAAAACGAGAGUUAGAAAACGAAUUUGAGUAUUUCGGUCCUCUGAAAGACGUUUGGGUGGCAAGGAAUCCACCUGGCUUCGCGUUUUGCGUGUUUGAAGACAGAAGAGAUGCUGAAGACGCCGUAAGAGGUCUKGACGGGAAGUACAUUUGCGGAACAAACAUUCGUGUUGAGAUGGCUCGCGGUCCAACUCGAGGAGGAAGAGCAGCUAGGUUAGGACUGACAGAGAAGUGCUAUGAAUGCGGAAGAAUUGGUCAUUUUGCUCGUGAUUGUACUCGAAAGCGCCGUCGUUCAAGGUCAAGAUCACCUCRCCGCAACAGAAGCAGGUCCAGAAGCAGAUCUCCAAGGCGCAGAAGAUCCAGAUCACAUUCAUAUGAGAGGAGAAACAGUUCACGGUCAAGGUCUCCAUCCAGAGAGAGAGAACGCAGGUCUCCAAGUCCGUUCCGUGAACGCCGAAGGGAUAGAAGCCACUCUCCUGAUGCAUCUCCAAAACAUGAAAGGCUGAGCCCCAAAGAUGACAGAAACAAUGGAGAUACUCGCCAAUCCCCUAGCAAGUCGCGCAGCCGUUCACCAGCCAGCGUGAAGAGUGAACCUGAAGAUUGAAGAGCCAACUUUAUCUGUGAAUUUCGUCAGUUAAACCGGCCAUCACAGACUAAAGUAGAUCUUAUCCACUUGGAGAAAUUCUUUUUUUCUUUUCAAUUUCAGAACAUUUCUUUCAUUUGCUUAGUAGUGAAAUGUUUAAGUCUCAUUCGUAUUAAAGUAUUAGGCAUUCCUUGUAAACAGAGAAAUACCAUACACAAGGCAAUGACAGUUGAUUUGAAAUGGUAUACCAGUGGAUUUGAUCUAUUGUCUGUGAUUUUUAAUAGCUUUUUUUUUUUUUUUGGUUUAAUUUUUUUUCAAUAUCAUAUCACUAAUAUACAUAUACAUGUAACCUUACAAAUCAAAUGAGAAGCAGUAAUCUUAUGUCAAYAUUUUUAAUUCUAGGUAGUUGUCAUGUAAUUCAAUUUUUCUAACACUAGUUCCAUACAUAUACUAUCACGAUUAUCAUACUGAUGACUGCAUUUUGUAAAGUUUUCAAAAUCUUGAACCGACAUGACUCUCUGCUUAUCAUCCUAUUGUUUUUUGAAGAAUUUAAAAUUCAAAAUAAAAAGCUUUGUUCAAGCAUUCAUGUAUGAUGUGCAGUCUUUUUACCUGCAUUCUUGUUGGAAGAUGAAGAAAAUAAAAGAAUGUAAGUAAA